Molecule: messenger RNA, 2128 nt
Organism: Rubroshorea leprosula
Lineage: Eukaryota; Viridiplantae; Streptophyta; Magnoliopsida; Malvales; Dipterocarpaceae
Source: the annotation of a GenBank genome assembly
GAAAUGAAGAAAGAAAGAUGAUAGGGCAACCUUAAGCAGAAAGAAAAUGUGAUCUCUUCUGGCCAAAUUUCCAGGAAACUGCCUUCCCUUUUUCUGGUUCAUUUGGCAUGAAACAGAAGGACCGAACUGUUAGCUUUCUAAAACAUCUUUCUUCAUUGUCUACUUGCACGAGUCUUCCAAGCCGAUUACAUUUUCUUUUCAUUUUUGUAUAAGCAUGGAGAAAACAGAGCACCUCCAUCCCUUACCCCUGAAACAAACAACCUGUUUCUAAUCUCAGAUGGAUUUAUUCACAGAUUUCUCCCUUCAGAGCUCAUGUUUCUUUGCAGAAGCUCCAAUUUCCCUCACCCAUUUCUUAACUGUAUCUGCUAUCAUCCUCGUACUUCUCUACUAUGCUUUCAGAGUCAAUUCUGUUUAUCUCUUGGAUUACUCCUGUUACAGGCCACCGGAUAGCUUGAGAGCUGUGAUUCCCUAUUUCAUGGAAUAUAUAGAAACGGGUAAUAACAAGUUUGGUAGAGAUAGCAUUGAUUUCCAGACAAAAGUUAUAGAACGAUCAGGGGUAGGAGAUGAAGCCUCUGUACCCAUUACACUGCAUCAGAUGCCGGCUGAUUUUUCUUUGAAACCUACAAAAGAAGAAACUGAAGAAAUUCUUUUCACCAUCAUCAAAGAUCUCCUUUCAAAACACAACAUAAACCCAAAAAGCAUUGACAUUCUUGUGUCAAACUGCAGCCUUUUUUGCCCAACCCCGUCUAUUACAGCCAUGGUGGUGAACAGGUUUGGAUUCCGAAGCAACAUAAAGAGCUUCACCCUGAGUGGAAUGGGCUGCAGUGCUGGAAUGUUGUCAAUAAGUCUGGUGAAAGAUCUUCUUAGAGUUCAUAAGAACUCACUGGCUUUGGUGCUGAGCUUGGAAGCUAUUACUCCAAAUGGUUAUAAGGGUAAAAACAAGUCUAUGCUUGUUCCCAACACCAUUUUCCGUAUGGGUGGCGCCGCCAUUCUGUUGUCAAACAGAAAACAAGAUAGGAGAAAAGCCAAGUACAAGCUCCAGCACCUUGUCCGGACUCACAUGGGAUCAGACGAUCGUGCCUACCAUUCCAUCUUUCAGCAACAGGAUGAAGAAGGUUUUGUGGGGGUGUCGCUUUCCAGGGCGCUUCUACAUGUUGCUGCCAAUGCUUUAAAGACCAAUCUAUCGGAGUUGGGCCCUCUGGUGCUACCAUACUCUGAGCAGCUCCAGUUUGGGUGGUCUGUCCUUCGCCAGAAAUUUUGGGCCACCAGAGGACAGAAGCAAACUUACGUGCCUAAAUUCAAGAAAGCAUUCGAGCAUUUCUGCAUACAUGCUGGUGGUAGGGCUGUAAUAGAUGCCGUGGAAGAUAAUCUAAAGCUAGAGAAGGAAGACGGAGAAGCAUCAAGGAUGACACUGUAUAGAUUUGGGAACACGUCCUCAUCUUCAGUCUGGUAUGAGCUCUGCUACCUGGAAGCAAAAGGGAAGAUGAAGAAGGGAGACCGAGUUUGGCAACUUGCAUUUGGUAGUGGCUUUAAGUCCAACAGUGCAGUGUGGAAAUGCAUUUCAGAUAUUGAUCCGAAGGAAAGAAACGCAUGGUCGGAUAGAAUCCAUCGGUAUCCUGUUGACAUUCCGACCAUGCACUAAUGGUUGAUAUAUUUUCUAGCUAUUAACAGAUCUUCUAAGUUCAUAGUGUAAUUUACUACGAAUUUGCUAUCAUACAUUGAUGAAAUUUGCUUGCCUGAAAGCUGAAAUACUGUAUCAUUAGACUGUAAUUUAAGAAUUCAAGUUGACCUGUUUUAUACAAUUUAUUCACAGGAAUGAUGCUCUAUCAUAUCUUAAGUUUGGUGUAAAUAACUGUGAUGGAUAAAGCAGUUCAAGAAACACAGCGCAGGAACUGCUCAUCACCUCGUAUGUUGCAAGUCAUGCCAGUGACAGUGGAGGGUGUGCUGCACAGCCUGCCUUCAAAACCAUGUCAAAAUGCAAGAAAUAGAUGGGCACUGAAUUUUGAGAUGUUCUUCCAGCAUACCAUGCAGCUCCAGAAGCCAGUGCUUGUGAAGCCUGGAUUUGGAAGAUUCAAACAUCUACCUAUACCAAGUACUGGUGAAUUAGAAAUAAAUGGUAUGCAUUGAU